Messenger RNA from Malurus melanocephalus (red-backed fairy wren), 971 nucleotides. RefSeq names its product signal-induced proliferation-associated protein 1-like. Gene Ontology annotation, cellular component: Golgi apparatus; cytoplasm; plasma membrane. The annotation marks the transcript as partial. The record is from RefSeq and is a predicted model, not a curated record. The transcript is spliced from 3 exons. Gene Ontology annotation, molecular function: GTPase activator activity. Lineage: Eukaryota; Metazoa; Chordata; Aves; Passeriformes; Maluridae. Gene Ontology annotation, biological process: activation of GTPase activity; regulation of small GTPase mediated signal transduction; epithelial cell morphogenesis.
AUGCUGCCCUUCACCCCCAGCAACCCCCAGCAGGGUCCCGAGCCCCUAAAAUUGUCACGAGGGGACCUUCAAGUGACAAUUUUGGGGUCUCUGACCCCCCCUUCUCCCUCCUCCUUCCCCCGGCAGCUGCUGCGGAAGCGCCAUAUCGGCAACGAUAUCGUGACAAUCGUGUUCCAGGAGCCGGGGGCGCGCCCCUUCUCCCCCCGCGCCCUCCGCAGCCACUUCCAGCACAUCUUCCUGGUGGUGCGCGUGCACGAGCCGGGCACGCCCCGCACCUCCUACAGCGUGGCCGUGGUGCGUCCGGAAGAAACCCCCCCGUUCGGCCCUCCUCUGUCCGAGGGGCAGCGAUUUUUGGGGGGCUCGGGUCUGCGCCCCUUCCUGCUGGCCAAAGCCAUCAACGGCGAGAACGCGGCGGCUCGGGGGGGUCGUUUGGGGGCGAUGGCUGCGCGCACCCGCCGCCAAUACCUCCAGGAGCUGCUGCGCGUUCACGGCGGGGGGACCCCACUGCCCGCACCCCCCCGGGGGCUCCCCACAAUCGGGGGGCGCCGCCGAGGGGGCUCCACCGCGGUUUCGGGGGGUUCGGGGGCUCCGGCGGUGGCGGGAGCGUUGGUUUGGGGGGCUCGCGUUGAAAACGGGGGGCCCGGCGGGGUGGAGCUGCCGUGUUUGCUCGGGGUGGCCGCCGAGAGGGUGGUGGUGGUCGCCGCCACCCCCGGUUCGGUCGCCAACGAGGUGGAAAAACCUCGAAAUCACGGGAAUUCGGGGUCAGGGGUCCCCGCGCACCCCGGGGAGCCCCCUGGGAACGCGGGUGCGGUCGCAGACCCCUCCCCAGGGGAAGUCGCCCCCCAGGUGGGGACGGUCGCCACUCCAGGGACACUUUUCAGCUGCGCUUGCCGGGACGUGCUGGGUUGGGGAUUCUCCGAGGGGCGUUUGGAGAUUUUCCAUGGGGCGGGAGAGUGGUUGGGGCUGCGGCU